AUGGACGACCAGCCCCUCGCUUCCUUAUCGCUCACGCACGUCCGCUACACUCCCGGUGACCCCAUAUCCUAUGCGUCAGCAUGGCUGGCCCUGGUGCCACAGGGUCUUUGUGUGGUCUACGUGACUCUGAUCUGGGCAUCGCGGGAGGCUGAGAUAUUCCUCAUGUUUGCCGGCCAGAUGGCGUGUGAGGUGGUGAAUUUUGGGUUGAAACGGUUGAUCCGGGAAGAACGCCCCAAACAAAUGACCGGUAAGGGCUACGGCAUGCCCUCGUCACACUCUCAAUUUGUCGCCUUUUUCGCCCUCUCAUUUAGUCUGUUUUUGAUCUUCCGCCACGUCCCCAACCCUUCAGCAAGCUACCCACCCACCACACUUGCCGAGCGGCUCGUUUUGUCUUUCCUCGCCUGCAUGGGCGCCGGGGCGGUCGCUUCCAGCCGCGUGUACUUGAACUACCACACGCCAAAGCAAGUUUGGGUUGGGGUGGCUGCUGGAGCAGUCUUUGCGGUCGUCUGGUUUCUGUUCACCUCAUAUCUACGGCAUUAUGGGUGGCUGGAUUGGGCUUUGGAGAGUUGGAUCUGUCGAAGGCUGAGGGUGAGGGACUUGAUCAUCACAGAAGAUAUCCAGGAUGCCGGCUGGGGGAGGUGGGAAGAGAGGAGGAAGAGGAAGAAGGAUAGAAAAACAGCUGCCUCUCGCCCGAAGACUCGAUAG
This is a messenger RNA of Fonsecaea erecta, 705 nucleotides long. RefSeq lists its product as hypothetical. The transcript is spliced from 3 exons. NCBI's taxonomy places the organism in Eukaryota, Fungi, Ascomycota, Eurotiomycetes, Chaetothyriales, Herpotrichiellaceae. Bases 1 to 705 code for a protein of 234 amino acids. Gene Ontology annotation, molecular function: dolichyldiphosphatase activity. Gene Ontology annotation, biological process: protein N-linked glycosylation; lipid biosynthetic process. The record is from RefSeq and is a predicted model, not a curated record. Gene Ontology annotation, cellular component: intracellular membrane-bounded organelle; endoplasmic reticulum membrane.